Xenopus laevis (African clawed frog) is the source of this 3218-nucleotide messenger RNA. RefSeq names its product myosin light chain kinase 3 (gene mylk3.L). Lineage: Eukaryota; Metazoa; Chordata; Amphibia; Anura; Pipidae. Bases 157 to 2454 code for a protein of 765 amino acids. The transcript is spliced from 13 exons. The record is from RefSeq and is a predicted model, not a curated record.
ACUUUAAUCUGCUUGCAGUCAAAAAUGUGACACCCAUCCAUUUAUAAUUUCCAGCGUAUACUCACAGAUUGACUAUAAAGCCUCCCUAUAGAACAAGAAUUAGACGAAGGAUUACCUGCAUUAAGGCUGACACUCCGAAUAGACUUGGGAGGAAAAAUGAGUAAGGAAGACUCAUUAGCAACUUGUUUGGCUAAAAUGUAUGAGAAUAAAUUUGAGCAAUCAAAAUCCAUAAACAAGUCUCCAGGAGGGGUCUACAAUAUGGACAAAAAGUUAAAUCUGCUAAAUGAGAAAAUGGACAAGCUUUUACAUUUUCAGGAAGAUGUUAUGGGAAAACUGGAAAAUGUGCAUCACAACAUGGACAUGUUGGAAAAAGGAAUGGACGUGCUGGUGGCAUUACGUGGGCCCAGUCAACAGAUUCUUCAUGAAAAUGUUGAGAUUAGUCAGAGUCCUGGACACAGUUCUUGCUCAGAAUUAAUAAGACUGCUAAAAUCGAUACAUGAGGAUUCUGUCAUCCAUAGGGAGAAGUUGGACAGUCUAGAAAGAAUGGUGUCCACGAUGGACAAGGUGGUGGCGUUUGUGGGGAGUACUCUAAGGAACUCUAAAAUUGUAGACUUUAUUCUAAAGGGUACGGUGCCAUGGAAAAAGGAGUCCAAAGAUGAGGCUAAAGACAAAUCUGAAGAGAAAGAAGUCAAUACAAAGCAGGAACUUAACAGAGGAGUGGGGCAGGCUGAGGCACAGAGAUUUACUAAAGAUAGCAAAAAAAGCAGCACACUUGAAGAUCUGAGCCAAAACUCUGCACAGAGUCCAACCAUCAAAUUCGACUCCAAAGUAUUGAACCAAGAAACAUCUAAAUAUUGUGAAAAUGCACAAGGCUCCAAAACAUGUGUGCAGAAGACAAAGAAGGAACAUUUUGGGGUGGAAGCUCAGCACAACCAGGCUUCUACCAAUCAAGUCACAGAGCAGAGCACUAGGCAGAAGGACUAUUAUUCAGGAACUAAGGAGGAAAAUCAUAGUUCUGCAUCCAUCAACAAGUCUGGUUCACUGUCAAAACUGAAACAACCUAGUAAAGAACAAGUUCUAAGGACAGAUACUUCUGGACAACUUAUAGAAAAAACAGAAAUAAUGACUCCAGGAAUAGACACGGUGAAACAAACGUCAGCCUUUCAUGGCAUUGAUAUUUCCCAGGAAGUUAUAGCGGAAGACAAACAACCCUCUCUAAGUGUAAAACUUGGAAAUGUUCAGCCAUCAUGUAACAAAAACACUAAGUGCAUGAAGAGGCAGGAGAGCUGUGAUAAGAAGUCUGUCGGACAGCAAAGGUCUAGUGACAUAGACCAUGCACAACUAACAGAAGACCAUGGAAAAGGAGCUGAAGAAUAUCAAAUAGGAGACAUAGCUGAACAGAAGUCAGAUGAUUCUGAGGAAUCUUUUUUACAUGUAAUUGAUGACUGUCCUCCCCCGCCUGCACCAUUCAACCAUCGCAUAGUGAGCAUUAAGCAAGCAAUCUUGUCGUCAUGUUAUUCUGUCAGCCAACAUGAGGUCUUAGGAGGCAGGGGACGCUUUGGCCAAGUUCACAGAUGUGUAGAAAAAGCAACUGGGCUUCAGCUAGCGGCGAAAAUAAUCAGAGUCAAAGGAGCAAAGGACAGGGAUGAAGUAAAAAAUGAAAUCAAUGUCAUGAACCAACUAAAUCAUGUGAACUUGAUACAGCUCUAUGAUGCGUUUGAAUGCAAGAACGACCUGACCCUGAUAAUGGAAUAUCUGGAUGGUGGAGAACUAUUUGACCGCAUUACAGAUGAAAACUACAGUCUGACAGAGCUGGAUGCAAUAAUGUUUACCAAGCAGAUCUGUGAAGGAAUGUACUAUUUACACCAGCAGUAUAUUCUGCAUCUAGACCUAAAGCCAGAAAAUAUUUUGUGUGUCAAUCAAACGGGUAACCAAAUUAAAAUUAUUGACUUUGGAUUAGCAAGAAGGUACAAACCCAGGGAGAAGUUGAAGGUGAAUUUUGGCACUCCAGAAUUUCUGGCCCCUGAAGUAGUGAAUUAUGAUUUUGUGUCUUUUCCAACGGACAUGUGGAGUGUGGGAGUCAUUACGUAUAUGCUGCUCAGUGGUUUGUCCCCCUUUCUGGGAGAAAGUGACGCAGAGACUAUGAAUUACAUUGUAAACUGCAACUGGGACUUUGACUCUGAGACAUUUGAGCAGGUGUCAGAGGAGGCCAAAGACUUUAUUUCCAAACUCCUGAUUAAAGAAAAGAGCUGUAGACUUAGUGCAGGACAGUGUCUUAAACAUGACUGGCUAGUCAACCUGCCAAUUAAAGCCAAGCUAUACAAAGUCCGCUUGAAGUCUCAGAUCCUUCUUCAGAAAUACAUGGCACAAAAGAAAUGGAAAAAACACUUCUACGUGGUUGCUGCAGCUAAUCGUCUCAAGAAGUUUCAGGCCCUUUCUCUGAAGCCUGCAUAGGGGUCAGUCCAUGCUAGGACAUUACUGUGGCACAACCAUGCUGAUAACUACCUGAGUGGAAAGCAGCACUGUUGUAUGAAAUGGACACUGUGGGACCUGCACUGUAUAGCCAGUGACUGAGAGCAGAGACUGAUAUCCACCCAGUACAGAACCUCUAUCUGUUUAUAGCUAUAGUUAUAUAGAAUGUAGAAACGUGCCUUCAGAGUGAAACUGUACAAAUCAGCACACCAUAAAAGAAAAAGCACUUUCACCCCCGCUUGUACUUUUUAGAACCUCAGACCGUGUCUAGUUAACAGAUAACUCUUAACCAAUAUACUGUGAAAACCCAUAACAAUGCACACAAAGUAUAUACAGUAGCUAUACAUACUUACCUCCAUUUAAGACAGCUGCAUAUCCGAAUGGGCAGUGAGGGCCAGAGACAGCAUAACAAUCAUGUUGUUGACAAGCCUAUUUUAGUAGAAGAAUUGGCCCUUCUGUUAAUGAAGGAGUUACAGUGAUAUUGUUGCCAAAUGAUGUUGCAGGGGUGCCACAGGAAUGCCAUGUGGGUUUUACAUUAGCGAGGCCUGUGCAAUGUAACUGACACUUCAUAGAAUUCUAUUAUUAUCCUUCUCACUGCAAAGCAAAGAUCCUUUAUAGUCACAAUCCAAAUGGAGAAGCAGCAGCAAGUAGUUUUUUUAGCCCAUAGCAAAAUGUACUGUAGGACUUUAGAAAUCGUUUAGAUUUUAGUAAAGAUUGAUAAUAAAGUAUCUGUUAUUGGUUAUAGA